Scaptodrosophila lebanonensis is the source of this 1725-nucleotide messenger RNA. RefSeq lists its product as uncharacterized. The transcript is spliced from 4 exons. NCBI's taxonomy places the organism in Eukaryota, Metazoa, Arthropoda, Insecta, Diptera, Drosophilidae. The record is from RefSeq and is a predicted model, not a curated record. The coding region runs from base 1 to 1725 and encodes 574 amino acids.
AUGCACGCCUGGCCGGAUGAGCAGCCACUGCAGGAGCGGUUGGAGCGAAAGCUGGCUCUCAAGCUGACGCACACACUUCACCUACUUUUGGAGCGUACAUGCGCUGUCCAAAACAUGAGUGUUUUCAUCAGCACUGAUUACACGCACCUGGAACCGUUGCAGGUCUCGUUGUUGCGGCGGGUUCUGAGCAAGUCCUUGCAUCGUGUUGAGAAGCCAGUCCCUGUGGUGCUGGACACUCAACUGGAUGACUACUUGGGUCCACGAGUUCAGCUACAACUGCUUUUUGCACAGAACGCUGAGCAGGUCAUUGCCACGGCUUCCACAGCUCACAAAAGUAAGUUCGUCAUCGUGCUGUUCACAUCAAGGCAGUCCUGGGGGACUCAGCGCCGCAUCAUGACGAACAUAUUUUCCUACUUCCUGCAUCAGCGCUAUAUCAUCGAUGUGGUGCUUCUGCUGGCCCACACGUCCCAAGCCACACUGCAGUCCUACACCUUUCAGCCAUAUACGAGACGGCUUUGUGAGUCCACGAGGCCGUUGAUGCUCCCGAAGAGGGCAUUAAGUGCUGGUCAGCCCUUUCCACACAAGUUGCAACAAUUCUACGGCUGUCCGAUAAGCGUUAUUGUUUGGCAAAUUCCGCCCUACUUGGAGAUUCGUUGGAAUGCCAGCACACCAAAUGAGCGCAUUGAUGGUCUGGAUGCCGAUAUAUUGAAACUGGUGGCGGCUAAGCUGAACUUUAGUCUGAGGCUGGUGUCCAAUGAGCCAUCAAAUCUUAUUGGCGGCUCCACCUACGCGAACGGCAGCAUGACCGGCGCCUAUCGCAUGUUGCGUGAGCGGCGUGCCAACAUCACGCUGGGUUGUGCGGCCUGCACAUCGGCCCGUUCGCAGUACUUGACACCGACGCUGCCCUACUUCCAGAUGCAGUACGUCAUUGUGUUGCUGGCCACCCAAAACUACAGCGCAUAUGACAUCAUGCUGUUCCCCUUCGAUAAGUACACUUGGCUGCUCCUGGGCAUAAGUGGUUUGCUGCGUUUUCUGCUGAAGCGCUGGCUGGGCAGGACACUACCGCUCUUGUUGAGCAGACCACCGCAGAGCAUCUGGCUGGCAUUGAUCUUCGUGCUGCGCAGCUCAUACGAAAGCUCGGUCUUUGAGUUCGUGCACAAUGCACCGGCCAAGCCAAUGCCGCGUACCAUUCAAGAACUGAUGGACCGAGGGUAUAAAAUCAUUGCAGACCAUGCCACCUAUCGCAUGACGGAGGCAAUGCCACGACUAAACCGCAUCACGCGCGUUGUUCCCGGCCAGCCGGUGGAUGUCUUCCACCUAUUGGAUGAACAGCCAAUGCUCACGGGCGCCUUCUCGAGCAAGACCUUCUUGGCCUACCACUUGACCAAGUUUCGACAGCAGCGCGGCAAAUACGCAAUACUGGACGAGAAGGUUGUGGACAAUAUGAUUUGCAUGUACUUUCCAUAUGACUCCUAUUUGGCGAGUGUGGUCAACACCCAGGUCAUCAGAUUGCGCUCCUUCGGCAUCUUCAAUCAGUUCUUUAAGCGCUUCGACUUCGGCACCUUGCCGCCCAUGACUGCAGAGAUUAGGCGUGGCACGCCGCGGGGUAAAGGCAGGACGAGUGACUUCGACGAAUCUAUGCGGUUCUUGCGAGCAGCACUCAAUUGUCUCUUCAUGGUUGAGGGCUUGGCGUUCUGCGUCUUUGUCUUUGAGCCCUACAUGUGA